Molecule: messenger RNA, 1791 nt
Organism: Paramecium tetraurelia
Lineage: Eukaryota; Ciliophora; Oligohymenophorea; Peniculida; Parameciidae
Exons: 2
Biological process (GO): DNA replication; chromosome segregation; DNA topological change
Cellular component (GO): nucleolus; chromosome
Molecular function (GO): DNA binding; DNA topoisomerase type I (single strand cut, ATP-independent) activity
Source: RefSeq, a predicted model, not a curated record
AUGGGCGACAAGAAAAUUAAAAUAGAUGAGUACAAAGAGAUUCGUUUGGGAGGAUUUCAAGCAAGAUCGCACAAUUGGUGGGAAGAAGCCAAUCCUGAAGAAUCUGAGGAGGAAGAACAAUAGGGUCAAGAAUGGAGGUAUUUGGAACAUCAUGGAGUUUUGUUUCCUCCAUUUUAUAAGAGACACAAUGUGGGUUUGAUUUACAAUGGGAAGUUGAUAACCCUCACAGAGGAGUAGGAAGAACUUUGCACAUAUUGGGCAUAAUCUAUUGGAUCUCCAUAUGAAAAUAAGGAAAUUUACAGGAAGAAUUUUGAAUCGCUUAUGCAGACAAAAUUUGAAGGGUUUUAAUUGGAUAAGGCUGAUUUCACAAAGAUAAAGGAAUAUUUGGAAUAGCAAAGAUUAUUGAGAUUGAAUAAAUCUGAUGAAUAAAAAAAGCAGGAGAAAUUAGAAAGAGAUCAAAGGGAAUUGUUUUAUGGGUAUGCUUUGGUGGAUGGUUGUUUGGAAAGAGUAGGCAAUUACACACUGGAAUAGCCCACUUUAUUCAAGGGACGUGGAGAACAUCCAAAGGCAGGAUUGCUAAAAGCCAGGAUAUUUCCAGAGGAAUUAACAGUGAAUCUAAGUACAUAGGCUCCAGUGCCAUAAUGUAAAUUGCCUGGUCAUUCUUGGGGCAAGAUAGUGCAUAGAAAUGAUGUUACUUGGCUGUUUUCUUAUGUGGAUUCCAGUAUCAGAAAAGACAAUCAUAAAUAUGUCCAAUUUGCUGCCACUUCAAGAUUUAAGUAGAUGAAUGAUAAGAGGAAGUAUGAGAAGGCAAGGAGAUUGAAGAAUUAAAUUGAUCAAAUUAGAGAGAAUUACACUAAGAAGUUACAAUCAGAUUCAAUUAAAGAAAGAUAAUUAGGAACAGCAACCUAUUUGAUAGAUAAAUUGGCAUUGAGAGUUGGAAAUGAAAAGGAUGAGGAUGAAGCAGACACAGUCGGUUGUUGCAGUUUAAGAGUAGAACAUAUCAAAUUGAAGGAGGAUGAUGUAGUGGCCUUUGAUUUCUUGGGUAAGGACUCCAUGAGAUACAAUAAUGAGGUUAAAUUAGCACAUUAGAUUUGGAAGAAUCUCAAACUGUUCAUCAAAGGAAAACAACCAGAAGACAACUUGUUUAGUGAUAUAAGUGUUGAUGAUUUGAAUGAUUUCUUGAAAAAGUAAAUGGAAGGAUUAACAGCCAAGGUCUUUAGAACUUAUAAUGCAAGUUUUACACUCCAACAACAACUUGAUUUAGGUGGCAAAUUAGAUGGCCACUCCGUUUAAUAAAAGGUUGAUUUCUAUGAUAAUGCCAAUAAACAGGUAGCUAUUUUAUGUAAUCAUCAAAAAACUAUAUCUAAAUAAUUUGAAUUAACUAAAAAGAAAAUCAAUACGAAAUUAGAAUGCAUGAAAACAUACAUCCAAGAAUUGGAAUAGCAUUAUAAGAAGAAGAAUCCUAAUGAAUAUGAGGAGGAAGUUUAAUUAGAGGAGGGAUCUCAGAAGAAGAACAGUAUCUUUAUCAAGAAGUUCCCAGGACAACAUGAUAAGAUCAAAUAAACGAUUUAGAAGACUCAGGAGAAAUAUUAGAAGGAGUUGAAAGGGUUGGAAAAGAAAGAAGAAAAUAAGGAGAUAGCUUUGGGAACUUCCAAAACCAAUUACAAUGAUCCUAGAAUUAGUGUGGCAUUUUGUAAAGUACAUGAUGUGCCUAUAGAAAGAGUGUUUUCAAAAACUUUAAGAAAUAAAUUCAUUUGGGCUAUGGCUACAGAUUCUAAUUGGAAAUUUUGA